AUGUUCGUGUCUAGGCUGCUCUGGUAUGUGGUCUGGUCCCAGGAAACUUACAAGCAGAAUGAGACGGCGCCUGUCGCAUCGAUCACUGUGGCUGUCCGCGCUGGUCCGCGCUUUGAGUCGCAGGCUGGUGUUGCCCAUGCUCUGAAGAACUUUGCCUUCAAGUCGACCAAAGAGCGCUCGGCUCUGCGCAUUGUUCGUGAGGCUGAGCUGAACGGUGGUGUUCUCUCGGCCUCGCUGAACCGCGAACACCUUCUUCUUACGGCUGAAUUCCUGAAGGGCGAUGAGAAACACUUUGCCGAUCUCCUGGCUGAGGUUGUUGGCAAUGCCAAGUACUGCCGCCACGAAUUCAACGAGGAUGUGAUUCCCUCGAUUGUGGCCGACUGUGAGCAGGCUGCUCAGGAUCCGGUGGCUACUGGCAUUGACACACUCUUUUCCUACGCCUACCGCAACCGUGGUGUGGGUAGCUCGCUGUUUGCUAGCCCCUCGUCGCCUGUUACCGUGGAGCAGGUGCGCUCGUACGCCGCACAGGUCAUGAACAGCAACAACCUGGCUGUGGUCAGCUCUGGUCUGUCACAGGAUGUUCUUGGCUCGCUGGUGUCCAAGAGCUUUGCUGGUGUUCCAGCUGGUUCGGCUGCCGAGGCCGUGCCUUCGAAGUACUUUGGCGGUGAUUACCGUGGCGCUAUUACUGACUCGCACGGCCACGCCCUGCCUGUGGAUCACUUCUUCCUCGCUUUCGAGGGUGCUCCGCUUCUGAAGGCUGCGCCUCUGUUUGUCCUCGAGUCACUGCUUGGUGGCGAGGCUUCUGUGAAGUGGUCGACCGGUCUUAGCCCUCUGGCUCAGAUCAACGGUGCCAAGGCCCACGCGUUCAACGCUUCGCUCCAGGACACUGGCCUGUUCGGUAUUCAUGUGAGUGCUCCUUCGGCCAAGAUCGCCGAGGCGGCCAAGGCUGCUGCCCAGGAGCUUACCAAGGUGGCCAACGGUGUCUCGUCGGAGGAUAUCACCAAGGCCGUCGCCAAGGCCAAGUUUGUUGCUGCCCAGAACUACGAGGGCUCGCGUGUUUCGAGCCAUGAAUCGGUGGCUGCGGGUCUUCUGAACGGCUCUGAGACGUCGCUCUCGGCUGUGCUGUCGCACCUGGAUGCUGUGAAGGCUGAUGAUGUCGCCUCUGCGGCGCAGGCCCUUCUGAAGAGCAAGCCUACUUCGGUGGCCCUCGGUGACGUGAAGCAGCUCCCCUACGCGGACGAGCUCCUGUAA
Messenger RNA from Malassezia sympodialis ATCC 42132, 1251 nucleotides. RefSeq lists its product as uncharacterized. The transcript is spliced from 2 exons. Lineage: Eukaryota; Fungi; Basidiomycota; Malasseziomycetes; Malasseziales; Malasseziaceae. The record is from RefSeq and is a predicted model, not a curated record. Bases 1 to 1251 code for a protein of 416 amino acids. Gene Ontology annotation, cellular component: mitochondrion. Gene Ontology annotation, molecular function: metal ion binding.